GGAAAGCGGCGUGGCUAAAGGAGGAAGUAGUUGUAGCUGCGUCAACGUGAACAGAUCAUACAGCAUUUGUGGGAAAUUUUGCAAUAAGUCUUUCAUUAUACUGUGUCUGCACGUGUAAGAAACAUGGCCUGUUUCUUCAGAAGAAGUAUUGCAGAAAAGCUGGGUAGGACGCUGCAGCAGUCUGAGGAUGCCUUCAUACCAGCCCUGUCAGCAGUCCCAGUUUUUAAGAAACAUGCUGGUGCUGACUUCAAAUUGUCAAUCAGCGCAUUACGAAGCAGUGAGAUUUUACCAUCCGGUGGUGACAUUCAGCUGCAGACACAAGACUUGGCCACUCAGUUGAAACAGGACAGUGUGGUGGAAGACAUAUCUGCGGGAUGUGGUGUGAUCAACUUUAAAGUUAAUCGCAAACUUCUUGUCCAGAAAAUGUUGGAGCCAUUUGGAAAGGAGGAGGAUGAGAAAUUUGGCUUAAAAAGUGAACUUUUCAAUAAUCUCAAGAGAGGAACAACAUUAGUGGAGUUUAGCUCUCCAAAUAUUGCCAAAAAAUUCCAUGCUGGACACUUGAGAUCUACAAUUAUUGGUAACUUCAUCGCUAACCUAAAGCAGUCCCUUGGAAACAAUGUUAUUCGAAUGAACUACCUCGGAGACUGGGGUAUGCAGUUUGGUUUGCUAGGAGCUGCGUUUGGCCAAUUCGGAUGUCAGGAGAAACUGAAACAGAAUCCCUUACAGCAUUUGUUUGAUGUUUAUGUUAAAGUGAACAAGGAAGCAGAACACAAUGAGGAUAUGAAACAGGCUGCCAGAGACUUCUUUAGACAACUGGAGCAGCAUGAGAGCGAGGCUGUGUCGUUAUGGCAGCAGUUCAGAGAGAUUACAGUGGACGAGUAUCAGCGCGUUUACAAGCGGUUAGGGGUCCGCUUUGAUAUUUACUCCGGGGAGUCCUUCCACCACGAUCAAGCCCAGGAGGUGGUGCAGCAGCUGCAGAGCCGAGGCCUGUUGAAAACCUCUGAGAGAGGAACAGGUGUAGUGGAUCUUUCCCCUGCUGGAGACAUGAGCAGUGUCUGUACGGUGCUCCGCAGUGACGGCACAACGCUCUACAUCACCAGAGAUCUUGCUGCAGCCAUCGAUCGAACAGAAAAGUACCAUUUUGAUGAGAUGAUUUACGUGACAGAUAAAAGCCAAGCAAAUCACUUCCACCAGUUGUUCCAGAUCCUGCUUGCUAUGGGACAUUCAUGGGCCGACAGGUGUCAGCAUGUGCCUUUUGGCCUGGUACGGGGCAUGAAGACCCGGAGCGGUGACGUGGUGUUUCUGGAGGAUGUGCUGGAGGAAGCUCGGGCCAGGAUGCUACACAACAUGAGCCAAUCAAAGACAACAAAGGAAAUGGAAGAUCCGGAGGACACAGCAGAGAAAGUUGGAAUCGGUGCACUAAUAGUCCAGGAUUUCAAAGGUCCACUGCAAUCCGACUACACGUUUGACUGGGACAGGAUGCUGCAGGCUCAGGGAGACACAGGAGUCUUCCUCCAGUACUCGCAUGCUCGCCUCUGCAGUUUAAUCCGGAGGAAUGAAGGUUUAGAGGCAGGCAUCUUUGAUUCAUCCCUUCUACUUGAGGAGACGAGCAUCACCAUCCUGCAGCACCUCCUUUGUUAUGAUGAGGUGUUGUACCGGUCGGCCCAGGAUCUGCAACCCAAGCACCUUGUCAACUUUUUAUUGAAGCUGUGCCACCUGAUCGCCUCAGCACACAGAGAGCUGCCGGUGAAAGGAAGCUCCGAGGAUGUCGCACAGGCAAGGUUAAGACUGUUCAGCGGAGCCUGCUCGGUCCUGGCCAACGGGAUGAGGAUCCUGGGCAUCACACCGGUUGAUAAAAUGUGAAACUCAAAGGUUGUUGUUACUUAAGGUUAUUUCAGAGCUGUAUGUAUCCUACCACUAUAAUUUGUACUGUAAAUUAAAAGCAUUAUAUUUUUUAAAUAAAAAUAUAUAAUAGUA
Messenger RNA from Micropterus dolomieu (smallmouth bass), 1977 nucleotides. RefSeq names its product arginyl-tRNA synthetase 2, mitochondrial (gene rars2). The transcript is spliced from 20 exons. Lineage: Eukaryota; Metazoa; Chordata; Actinopteri; Centrarchiformes; Centrarchidae. The record is from RefSeq and is a predicted model, not a curated record. Bases 124 to 1863 code for a protein of 579 amino acids. Gene Ontology annotation, cellular component: mitochondrion; cytoplasm. Gene Ontology annotation, biological process: mitochondrial translation; arginyl-tRNA aminoacylation. Gene Ontology annotation, molecular function: ATP binding; arginine-tRNA ligase activity.